Porites evermanni is the source of this 9930-nucleotide messenger RNA. The record is from the annotation of a GenBank genome assembly. Lineage: Eukaryota; Metazoa; Cnidaria; Anthozoa; Scleractinia; Poritidae.
AUGGCGAACGGUUACCACACAAAACAAGGCCGAAAGUCACCAAACCAAGUCCACGUUUGCUGGCUAUGCACUUGCAUACUGUGGCAAGAUGCCAAAGGCUGUAUGGAACAGGUGGCAGCUUCCAAUGAUGUUGCGGGCGCAAACGACUCACUACAAUCAACGCGUGUUUUAAAAGAAAAUCAACAUUUCGGUAAACCAUCAGUCCAGCUCGUUGGCACCAGCAUCUGGGUGAGUCAAUUUAACUUUUUGAUUUCCCUUCGGCCUAAAAAUCAGAAAAGCUGUUUAUUCGUAAAACGCAGAUGGUCGUUACAGUUUUCAGAAGACAUCAAUCAAAGGGCUACGAUAUUCAACGCUAGCAAGAGCAGUCAAAAUCAAACGUUCCUUCAAGAUCCAAAAAAGAGAAGAAAAAUAUUUCUCCCAAAUAAGUUGUGGCAUUCAAAGUGUUUCUUGACCUGAAUUCACUAAUUCUAAUGUAUGUAUAUGUAUCAACCAGAAAGACUCGUGUAGAUUACGUGGCUUAUUUGUAACGCACUGCAACGUGGUGACUAAACACAGUUAAAAUUGAAGGCAAGGCUGAUCGGAGAGCUAAGGUUUACAAAUUUAAAUUUGCCCAAUAUUUCGACUAGACAAAACUAGUCUCCAUCAGGGGCUGGAAAAGCUCCUUUAAUUUCAAGUGUUAUUUUAUAUUGCUGAUCCUGAUCUACGACAAGAUCCGGCUUUCCCUCGCCGCUCUUUGUCCAAGUGGUCCUUGCAGGAAUUGUUGACUAAACACUCUCGGUUAUUGUCGAAGUUCGCAACCGUAAUGUUCGCGAAAUUUUGAUUUCGGAACAAUUACUCUUGACUGGUAACUUACUAUACCACUGUAAAAGGAUUUUGAGGAUUUAAAGGAUGGCGUUUCGAGGCAUGACAGCUCCAGCUCCUGUUCAAGUCAGUCAGCUUUUUUGCAUCCCUCAGUUUAACUUUUUACCCCUAUACCAACACUUUAACACUGGAAACCAGAUUUUUGAGCUUGUGGUGCCCCCAUUGACACACACCCUCCGCUGUUUUCUUAUAAACACUAACCAUGUUUAUCGAAUUGUUGCGUUCACAUCGAUCCCGAGGGUUCGAGGGCCUGUGAAGAAGGAAUCGUCGAGACGAGUCUUUCGCUUUCUUUUCCCAGCGAUACAAUUUGGCAUGUUCUUGUCAUUUAGCUGUUAAGUUUAAGGUUUUAGCAAUGUAAAAAUCUUAUUCCACAGAAUUGAUCGUCUUCAGCUCAGUUGAUUCCGGCUAAAAGUCUCUUGUUUUCCAGGUCGGUAUACCUUCGACCUACAGCAAAUACGACGAGAAUCAAGUUAACAUACUUCUGAGGUAAGUCCGUCGGGGUGUUUUCACUUUGCACGUUUCUGCCUUCGACGUAAGGUUCCAUGGAACGCCUUUCAUUUUUGAGAUAACUAACCAUAAUUGAUACGUUGGAACACCUUUCACUCACUUACAAGCUACUGGCUUCACUUUGGUAACAGUGGUAAGUAAGACUGGCGUUUUUAAGACUAUAGACCUUGUCACGGUUUUCGACGCCAUCUUGACGAGUAGGCAAACGUGUGAGAAAUUACAGUGUUUGUAUGAGAAUCUAAUGUCGAUAAUUUCCGUAUAAAAUAUGACUUGUAAACUGAUGCUACAAAACAAAGGAUUGUACUAACAAAUUUUGGGAGCGUACCUGUGCUUCAAUUUCUCCAGAGACUUGCUUUAAAUUUUCCAUAUAUUUGUCUAUAAUUUUUCCCAGGACUUUCUUACAGACAAAUGUAUAGAAAAUUCUAAAAGUGGUUUUAGGUCUUCUAGCACAUGUAAGGCCCUCAAUUUUCUUCGGUAGAAUCAUUAGGAGAGAAACUUUAGUUCACAAUUUAUAUUUUUUUCAUAACAGCCGUUUUACGGAAAUUAUUCGACAUUAGAUUCUCAUACAAACAUUGUAAUUUCUUACCGUUUUAGUACUCGUCAAGAUGGCGUCGAAAACCAUGACAAGGUCUAUUUCAGGAGUACGAUACUUGUUCUACAUGCUGAAGAAAAGACUAUGUAGUUCACACUCGUUGUAACGCUGCAGUAUUAUACUCGUAUUCCGAAGGUAAAUUUAAUAUAUAAGACUGAAACAACUGCUAUAAAAUCGCAAAUACAAAAGGGAUAGCACUGGCGUUGCCACUGUCACGUUGACAACACUCAAGUCUUUAGACUUAAUCUACGACGUCUUUCAUGCAGUUUUUCAUUCAGUAGUGAUACAGUGGAAGCUCUCCUAACAGACACUCUCGUAAGAGGAAAGUUUUACCUACGGCCACCUUCACAAAACGUCGUAGUUUUAAAAUUCUGUAUUUUUACCCCGUAAGCGGCCAGCCACAGUUACGGACACCUUUUUCGCGUCCCAAGGGUGUCCGCUUACGAGCGAGUAUCUUCAUAUUUUUUCUUUUUGCCCGGAACCACGUGCUCAAUACAAAACCUCAACCUUAUAGGCACGCGGUAGAUAGGUGCAACGUAAUCUUCCUUGUUUCUGCCAGAAGCAUCUACAAUACCUCUGAAUUCCGUUGUUUAAAAGGUGCCGGGCGCAGUCUUAAAUAAAAUUUUCAACUUGUAUCGGGAACUUGUGCUAAUAACCGAUCGUUUUUUAUCUACCUCCCUUUGUGGAAGUUGAAUUAAGCUCAUUUUAUCCACUUCCGCCAGGUUCCUGAAAAUGAUUAUGAAGACAAAUAAACUACUUAGGCUUAAGCCUUUAAAAUCCAUCCUCUCUUGCUAUCAAAUGAGGACAAAACUCAAUUCAAAGAUUUUGGCCAGCAGGCAGACAUUCAAAUAGCUACUAUUUAAUAAGCAUGAUCGUACAAUGAACGGCUACAAAGGAAAUAUAGAGCCCAGUCUUAAUUUCGUUUUUUUAAAAUGGCUGAUACUAAAAAAAAAACGAAAUUUUGAACGUCAAAUCAGACAAGCGGUUCAAGCGGUAAAUUUUGUUUUGCUUUCUGCGGCAAAGUCUACCGUGACUAGUUCGCUUACGAGAAUGUCCGUUAGGAGAGCUUCCAGUGUAUGAUUAUUUAUGGGGGAGGAAUGAUAUCACUUUUCGCGCCAAACUUUCAAAUUUUACGAAUUUUUGCUUCAAAAGUCUUCAACAGUUAUUUCAUCAUCUCAGAAACUUUAUAAGACAUUUGAAAAAAGCGUCUUCUGAUAUCACAACUGAAACACCCCUACGUUUUGGUGUUUGGAUAUCAGAUGAAACACUCUCACUGUCAGUUUGAUCCAACAGUUUGUUCCAGGCAGAGUGAAGGCCUUUUACCCCAACCUAUAGCUAUAAUAUUUGACAUUCCGUGUCAAGAAAUUAAGGCGCUGGCCCAUUUUCAUUUUUGCAGCUCCUAGUUGUUAAAAAUGGCGUCUGCCCAGGACCAAAAAAACUUGCUCAAUCAGUUAAUAGCAACUACGGGCAUUCUACCCAGCUUGGAGACGGAAAAGGUGAGUUCUUUACAAUACAAAAAAGUAUUAUUAUUUAAAUUAUUAUUAUUAUUAUUAUUAUUGUUAUUGUUUUUGUUAUUGCUAUUAUUAUUACUAUAACUAUAACCAUAACGUUAUUGCUAUUAUUAUUAUUACUAUAACGCUCCAGCCUAGUCCCUAGGCGUUCUCAGCGCGGUCAAUCCUGGACCCUACCGUGAGCUGUGACGUCACCGAGAGAUACUCUCCGAGAGCGCCUAGCCAAUAUUGCCAGAUCAAAUGUGGCGGCCUUUUUGUCAAGUAACUACAUCUUCAGCAGGUAGCUGAAAAUCUUUCAUUUGAACAGGAAGAGUUUCUACGUGCAUACCACAGCGUAAAACAAAGUCUCGGUUUUUUAAAAAAGGAUCCGCGAAACCAAGUUUUGUUUAACUGAAGUGGACUGUCACGCGCAGCAACAUGUACCAGACGAUGAACUUCUUUCUUGAAUUUGUGCCAAUGAAUCUCGGACGGACUGUCGUCGAAAGAGGAAACAAGGCAACAAGUAUAAAAGACUCCAUUGAGAAAAGGCAUGUACAUUUUUGUAUGAUGUGUUUAGGUUUAAACAAACGUUCUCUCGCCCGCUCUUUCCCAGACUUCGCGCGGACAACGGGUCAAGAGAGAACGCCUAGGGACUAGGCUGAUAACGCUCUACUGAACGUCAUGACUGGAUGCAGAAGGUAGCGAAACGGGAAAUACGCAGUUUGACUAAAUCUUCCAUGCCUUUUAAAAGUGGUGUAAAUGAGAGCUAAUGGGAACUUAGUUCUUAGAACUUCUUUGGAUCUUCCUUCCCCCUUCGUCAUUUAACCAUUAAUUUAAACAUUUAAUAAUCGUGAUUACAUUUUUUUCAGGACCGUGAGCAUUCUUUGGCUGUGUUUCAGCUGGCAGCACAUUUAAAUGGACGGAGUGUAUGUUUCUCCACAUCGCAUUUUCAGGUAACAUAUUAAUCAAGGGACAAGACUUACACUUGAUCAUGAGGAGAAUUAUAUUUAAACAGUUGAAGAGUCAGGUGGAGGCUAACUAGUAUGUAAAAAUGGAUCUUCAACGCCCUUAUUCAGAGCUGCGAGGUCAUCGGCGAACUCGACACUGGGUUAUUAGAUCCUGUCUUGAUACCAGCACUACUCGUUAUAGUUAAAAGUGCAAUUCUUUUGUUCUUGAACCUUUUUAGCUCUUUUUUUUAUCAUUAGUGUUGGAUCUUUUGUUGCAUCGAACGUUAAUAUCAAGCAUUAGAGUAAUUUUACGAAACUCGUGAAAUAGGUAGUAAGAAUACUACGCACUUAUGCACUAAUUCCAUUGUCUUCUUUUGUUUUUUUUGGAACUAUUUUGCAUUAGUUGCUAUUAUCGGUUUCACGGUUGAAGUCACUCUAAUAUAUUCUUAGUUGCUAGCGUUAACAUAUUCGUGGUUACUCGAGAUAAUAUUGUAUUCGGAUGAAGAGUUUGUAACACUCGGGUUACCCCGCUCCGCGAUAUAUCUUGUUGAUUUUCUUCUUCUUCUUCUUCUUCUUUUUCUGAGAAGUUCAAAGCAGACAUAAGGAAUCAGAUCCAUAAUUAUUUGACUAAAAAAUAAGUUGACAAAAGAGAGGAUGAAACAUCGGAAAAGACUCAGUUUAUUACAAAGAACAUAAGAAAAGGGUAUGAAUGGAAGGGUGGGGGGGGGGAGGGAAGGUGCAUGGGUGGCGGAGGGGGUCAAUUGACAGCUGACAAUAGGGCAUUACCGAAUCCCCCCCCAGCCUCUGUAUCAAAACGAGGUUGAGUACUCAGCCUUUGAUAUGAAAAUGAUUUUCAUUCUCAUGCAAAUAAAACUCAUUUUCACAAGAAAGUUUGUGCACUUGGCCUCGUUUUGAAAGUGAGGGUUUUUGGAACUAGCAAGUUGCCUGUCAAUUCUCUAUUUUCCAAUUGCCCAUAAUACACUCUGUUUGCCCCCCAAAAUCUGCAUAAACCAUUGUUUUUUAAUGCUCCUGGGAGUAUUGCAUUUUCCCAAGAGCAUUUUAAGACAAUAAGUUAUGCAAAAUUUGGGGGGCAAACAGAGUGUAUUAUGGGCAAUUGGAAAAUAGUCAAUGGCCAAAAUUUUAACCUAAACAAGAUUUUUUGUUCGGCUGAAUCCAUAACUGAAAGACCUUAUUAAUUAAUAAUGUACAUACCUACUUUAAAUAAUUAAUGUAACCUUCUUUAAGUAGGCAAUUAUAUUUGCAUGAUGACGUCUUUUUACUACUUAGACUAGAAUUCAUUUUGUUUUUCCUUUCAUAUUUUAUAUUUGGUAAUCCCAGAGAGGUUUAAAUGACAAACGCUCUAACUGGCACAAGAAAGCAAAACCCCGAAGGAUUCUGGUAGUAGCAGUAGUAAACUGACAUUAUCGUGCAAAUGGUCUAUUUCCGAUCCUUUUUUGGCUGAUAAAUUUGCGUUUUAUUCCACGUUACGUCACGUUAACGAGCAACGUUUUUGUUGCUUUUGUUUUUUCUCAAACCAGGGAAACCAGGUGCCAAAUGAACAAAACAUUGCUGUCAGGUCCUCAAGGAAACAGCCGACUGAAAAUCCAGCUUAAAACAGCUCAUGACUGGUAAUAUUUAUAUCACUUUGAUACUGACGUGGCUAGAUGAACAAGAACACUUAGUCGGCCAGCGCAGCUCAUAAAAGUAAAGACAUAUAACCUUUUUAGUUUAAAAAAUGUACAUAUAAAAAAGGAAAAUGUAAAUGUAGGACCGGAUAUAAUAUAUUGAACCUGUUGUAGCCUUGGUAUACGUAUGUAAUUCAAACCAUCUGUAACAGUAAAGAAUUCAUUCUUUGAAAAUAAAAUUCAGCUUAAGUAUCCCUCAAAGCUCUUUUUCUUUGUACACUGAGAGGUGUUAACAGAGAAAGGAUAUCGACCGUACCAAGUAAUGGAUUAAAGGAAAGCAAACAGGUCCGGUUACAAAGGGACAAACAGACAGACAAAACUCAAGUAAGAAAAAAAGAAGAAAAAGAAAAGUGUAGAAAAGUUGGCCCUGGUAGGAGGAUGACCCUGCCUUCCAUCACAAAAGGGUGACCCAGCCUGGUGCGGGGUCACCCUAGCCAAGCCAACUUUUUGAUUCUCAUGUAAACGUUUCGCCACGUUUUUUAAGAGAAUGUAUGAAAAUUUGGCUCGCCCAGGGUAGCUCGGGUAGACAGGUGACCCUUCGGCCCAAGACAACUAUUCUUCUUAUAAGCAAAGUGUCAGAAAAAAGAAAACCACAACAACACACAUGCACACACACAUUUGGCUAUGUGGCAUUAAAUUCAUACAUGAAAGAAGCUUUAAUUUAAGUAAAUUUUCAGUUGAUUUUUUUUCUGUUAUUGCCUCUGGCCUGAUCCCAAUUACACCUCUAUAAGACGGACACUCGGUGUUGGUCUCUGCCGUUUUUCAGUCAUUUUACUGGAACGACGGGCAUCUCUCUCGGACAACGGAUACGUCUGAAACCGUCAACGGACAAUUGGGAAGUACCUUAUUUAGUUAAAAAGAACCUCAAAAUGGAAAUGUAGAUGCUCUACAUGACAGUAAAUUACAAAAUGUUUGAUAUUUUGUGGCCGUGCUUUUGUUCCCCAAGUGCCUCUCUGUUAUAUUUACAAUGUUCAAAUUUUCCCUGUUUUGGACAAGAUAGACGUGUAUACACUGCGAUUAAUAGUCUAAACUAUCUGUCGCUGUAGCAACUCCAUAAACAUGGAGCAUAACAAGUACGACCUCUUAUGCCAACAAAAGUCAGCGAAGUGGAAGACUUCAAUGUUCGUGUAUAUACCGAGUAGGCCAUUUUACAGUUGUGGGCUUUGUGUUCUAGCCUUUGAGUGAACGUGAGGCUGAGGUUGAUCUUGUUUUUAUACAAACCUUUUUCCUUUUUCAAAUAAAUGAAAAUUUUGCUUAAAAAAUACUAGUUAGCAUAACAACAUGAUUUGCAUAGUAAAGCAAGAAGGGUUGUAUCAAAACAAGGUCAACUCCAGCCUUGUUUCCAACCGACUGUUUUCAGUGUCAGCGAGAUUGCAGGAUUGAAUGGACAUGUAAAGAAAAAAAACAAACCAGGAGACGAAAGAAACCAAAAUUUGAACUAGCUGAGAACUGUGCGUGUAGUUGCUGAAGUCAAAUAUCGUCAUGUUCAGAACAUUUACUUCAGGAUUAUUGCUUCGCUUGUUAUAGAUUGCUAUAACAAAAAUCGAUCAUAACCGAUAAAUUAUUUUGUUUCUGACUUCGAUUUCUAUCGAUUUCCGAUAUCAAUCGGCGGAUUAAAUCGAUUGAUAUUGAUUGAUUUCCGAUAUAAAUUUCUAUCGAUUUACUACGUCUGGAUUUACAGCACAUUUGUACAGAUGUCACAUUUUUGGAAUUUUUUCAUUGUACUUUCUUUCACGUUCAGAGUUCCAAAAAUGAGGCUAAAUUAAUGCAGAAUUUUAAUGUAUUAAAAUGAAUGGUUUAAUUGGCAUGUAAAUGGGACAUGACUCUUAAAUCAAAGACUUCCGCUUUUGUUCUCGCUUUGAGAGAGAGGCUUCGCCGAGGGCAACUCGUGACCGGAAAUGGCAUAUAACUCGAAAAUGGGAGCUCGAGAACGUAGAUAGAACUUCGUGAUUUCCAUUUCCGGCCUUAAAAUAAAGGGGCCAUUGAAUCCAGUCGCCCUAAACAGAAAUACCUUUGUAGUCAAUGUGUAGUAGAGGACAAACAAAGACUAAGAAUGAAAUCUAUUUGCUUUGGAUAUUUUUUUCUGGACACUGACGCAAUGUCAAAUGGCCCUUAUGCAUGAUUACGUCAGAUGAGCAAAUUUCACCACCAAUUCUCGUUUGGGCAUUCUUUUGAACUCUUCUGCCUUGGGAAUCCAUUUAUUCAAAACUUCGCAGCCAUUAAGUGUACACAGUUAGUCGUGAUUGACAAAAGAGAAAGCAGCUAUGUAUUUUUUAUCAUUAUUAUUAUUAUUUGGAUUGACACGCGGUUAAUCAAGCACAUAAACUUGCUAGGACUCGUUCUUCUCAGGGUCAAUAUUAACAAAACAGAAAUUUCCAAUCUACGCAUAAACUUUAGCUCCCUGGUUACAAAACAAAUUGGAAAUUUCGCUUCACAAUUAACGUAGCAAUCUGACUGGGGUAAUUUUACACGAGCGAAACGAUAGUGGGAAUCAAACUGACCUUGCAUUCUUCUGGAUUAGUUGAUGAUGUCAUUUGGACAGCAUAUAGACGGGGAUUUUUUCAAAAAUUGAAAUUCACUAACCGUGUCAACAAUGUUCACUGAUAGCAUUUUAAAAACCUUUGGUGUAAAGUACUUGACUGUCGACUGAAUAGCGGUAAACAUGCUAAAUAAGUUUUCAUGUUGAAAGAGACAUUUUCAGAAUUGUGGAGAAUAGUGGAACAACCAAGAGUAACUGUAAGUAUCAGAGUUUUUCCUUCUUGAUUUAGUGAAUUUUAUCAGUAGAUUCUGGAUAUAUUCCGGUCUGAAUAAAUUCCACAGCAAAGAAUGAUCUUGAUCACAACAACCACAGAGACUACAUCUUGCAAGGAUCUUUCAGGCUUGACGCUACCGCCGCCAUCUUGGAGUGCCACGGCCUUAGCGAGGUGGGAACUUACAGGGAAUCGAACGUGCAUUAAGUGGUUGAGUUAAGUCACCGUUCCAAAAGCACAAUAUUUAGCAAAGCUACCAUGAUGUAGUCUGCUCGAUAUAAAGAUGGCGAACGGUUACCACACAAAACAAGGCCGAAAGUCACCAAACCAAGUUCACGUUUGCUGGCUAUGCACUUGCAUACUGUGGCAAGAUGCCAAAGGCUGUAUGGAACAGGUGCCAGCCUCCAAUGAUGAUGCGGGCGCGAAAUACUCACUACAAUCAACGCGUGUUUUAAAAGAAAAUCAACAUUUCGGUAAACCAUCAGUCCAGCUCGUUGGCACCAGCAUCUGGGUGAGUCAAUUUAACUUUUUGAUUUCCUUUCGGCCUAAAAAUCAGAAAAGCUGUUUAUUGCAAAUGGUCUAUUUCCGAUCCUUUUUUGGCUGAUAAAUUUGCGUUUUAUUCCACGUUACGUCACGUUAACGAGCAACGUUUUUGUUGCUUUUGUUUUUUCUCAAACCAGGGAAACCAGGUGCCAAAUGAACAAAACAUUGCUGUCAGGUCCUCAAGGAAACAGCCGACUGAAAAUCCAGCUUAAAACAGCUCAUGACUGGUAAUAUUUAUAUCACUUUGAUACUGACGUGGCUAGAUGAACAAGAACACUUAGUCGGCCAGCGCAGCUCAUAAAAGUAAAGACAUAUAACCUUUUUAGUUUAAAAAAUGUACAUAUAAAAAAGGAAAAUGUAAAUGUAGGACCGGAUAUAAUAUAUUGAACCUGUUGUAGCCUUGGUAUACGUAUGUAAUUCAAACCAUCUGUAACAGUAAAGAAUUCAUUCUUUGAAAAUAAAAUUCAGCUUAAGUAUCCCUCAAAGCUCUUUUUCUUUGUACACUGAGAGGUGUUAACAGAGAAAGGAUAUCGACCGUACCAAGUAAUGGAUUAA